UUAGCCGUGAAUCCCGCAAGUAGUGCAAACUGGAGAUACCGACAUGGCGGUCAACUGAAGACGUGGCUCAACACUGCCAAGUCGGACGUCGAACGCAUGGGCCUCGUAACUCCUUACGGCUUGCGACACUGGAACAAACACUGGGUUAACAUUUGCGAGGAGCUCGAUUCCAAUGGUCACCAAUGGGCCGCCGCUAUCCGUGACAUCCGUGAAGCCGAUUCAUCCAACAACAGGAGCUGA
This is a messenger RNA of Dibothriocephalus latus, 240 nucleotides long. The record is from the annotation of a GenBank genome assembly. NCBI's taxonomy places the organism in Eukaryota, Metazoa, Platyhelminthes, Cestoda, Diphyllobothriidea, Diphyllobothriidae.